This is a messenger RNA of Phoenix dactylifera (date palm), 1024 nucleotides long. Its product is annotated as histone-lysine N-methyltransferase. The record is from RefSeq and is a predicted model, not a curated record. NCBI's taxonomy places the organism in Eukaryota, Viridiplantae, Streptophyta, Magnoliopsida, Arecales, Arecaceae.
CGGCUCACGCAGUGCUCUGGGGUUGGGCUCAGGAACGGCCCGUGUAAAUAUCGUGCGCUUGUAGCAUAUCCCUCCGCUCUCGCGUUGCCGACUUUCGGGGUCGCCUCCAGUCGAGCGCGCGGCGGGACUUCCGACUUCGCCCGGGGGUGGGGGACGAGCAAGGAUGCUGAGCACAAACUGGUGGAUACGUCGCCGGCAAGGCGGAAGAAGAGAAGAAGACGAUGGCGUAGAUGACCGAUUCUCCCUCCCCACCCGCGAUGAUGUCCAGCCCAUCGACACCCAAGAACAAGAGGAGAUGGUCCGCUCUUAUGAGAGGAAGCACGAUCAACAGAGUCUUAUUUGGAGGCGCAUUUUUGCUGGUUUUCUUGUUGGCUAUGCGGCAUUCUUGAUCUAUUCCAUCUUCCACCAAGCUUGGUUUCCCUGGGAACUGCGCUAUCAUGCUUACUUCAUGGAUGAGAUGCCCACAUGGAUGGUCAUAUUUGCAGACUGGGUUGCUGUGCUAGCUUGUUUGUUCACAGUCAAAGGGCUACUCCAUAGUUCAAGCUCGUAUAAACGGUGGAUGUGGUAUUCAUGCUAUACUGGCUCAUUCCUGACCAUCUUUUGGCUGUAUUACAUGUUGAGGUUACCAAAAUUCCGGUGGGAUAUAAUAUGGCUUCCUUUUGGCCCUUUGAGUGGUGCUGGGAUCUGCCUCUAUGUAGACCAUCUGCUGAUGGAGUCACUACAAGAUAUUAGAAAGUUGCGCAGCUACAUGUAUAACUACAAAACCUUAUGAUUUGCAUGUUCCGUUUUUAGGGAGUCUUCCAGCAAAUUUCUUCUGUAUACAAGAAUUUGCUAUUGGUAAAAAAGAGGGGGAAAAAAAGGAAAACAUGCAUCCACUUCUUAGCCAGUCCUCUUCCUGUAUUCGAAUUUACCAGAAACCUGGUUUCUGGAUGCCAUUUCAUAGUUCUAGAUAGCAGCUAUUCUUACCUUUCUGAAUUACAGUGUGGCAUGGUGAGUUAAUGUGGAAAAUGGUUCUCAUUCAUGA